CUCUAAUCGAAUGACAUGUGAACACUUGAUCUGUUCCAAAUUUGCUUUGAUUUAUUCAAAUUGCGAACAAAACCGACACCAAUCUCCAAGAUCCCUUUCAUGCUCAUUAGCAUGGGGUGCCACUCAGGUCGAUUUCAACUCGUUUGAGGCAAAUCCGCAGCGUGUACCAAGCAAUGAAUCAAAUCGAAUGUGCCGAUAGCGCCGACUUGAGUUCCUUCCCUUUCCACGAGUAUGCCACUACAGACAUGAUGGAGGACGAUGACCUGGAUCGUGGUGUAGAGCCUCAACCGCACGGCGGAGCGUCCGAAGGGAUCGUACCUGAAAAUUCAUCAGCGCCCCAACCAACUUGGAACGACAACAUGCUUCAGCAAGGAUGUGGCUUAUCACGGGAUGCAUUCCAAGGAUUCAGCAGCUUUGGAACAAGUACAGAUUUGCAGAGUCAAUUUCCAAGCAGCGAAGAGUUUGCGAUGGACGAGUUUUUUCGGCUCAAUGGGGCAUUCCGGCCAGUCGAGCCAUGUACACAUUGCUCUCGUCUGCGACUGCAAUGUUUCAGUCUAUACACCACUCCUGAUAAUCCGAAUCCCACAACGGCUUGUUCCAGUUGCGUUGCACUUUUUCAGCCCUGCAGUUUGGCAGGACCUUCAAAGAGACAAGCCUCUGCAUUUGAAACUCCGCAGCCUGUGGUCGGGAAUCUCCAUGGUGUAUACGAAGGAGACCCUACAGACUAUCAACACCCCAGUUUUGACCAAAUUCUCGAGAGAUUUGAAGUUAAUGAGGUGAAGCCAACCGGAAAACGGUCGAACUCACGCUCUGGACUCAAGACGCGUCCGUUGCGGCAAUGGAUGGCCAAUCAUCCAGACCAUCCAUAUCCUUCCGAUCAAGAGAAAGAAAUAUUUGUGCAGACUACUGGUCUAAGCUUGACACAAAUACUCAACUGGUUCAGCAAUGCUCGUCGACGUCAGCGCCAUGCUGCUGGGCUAGGACGGCCGAGGAGCAAAAAGGCCAUUCGCGAAGGAUCACCUGCUCCUCGCGACAGCUUGUCAACGUCGCCGUUGUCAAGAUGGCGCAACAGUCCACCAGAGGAAGAGCCCGCGUCCAUGGUAGAUAUUGAGAAUGCAUUGAUGGAAAUGUCACAGGAUACUCUACUUUCAACCACACCGGACGAUCACUCAAUCGCAUCGGUGGGAGCGGCAGGUGCAGAAGCCACAUCUUCUACUGGUACAUUUUCGGUUCAUGACUCUUCCAGCGAGCUUUCGGUCUACCUGUCCCAAGACUCGAAUAGUUCGUAUACUGGCACCACUGAAGGGGUGCGGAGCUCUCGAUCUAGAAUUACUACCUUGUCCAGCAAAAGAGGUCGACGAGGGCGCCAUUCGUCGUACCUUCUGCAAUGCAGCUUCUGCGGCCGCAGUUUUACCAAAAAGUCCGAUUGGGUUCGACACGAAAGAUCCGUCCAUCUCCCAGGUCUGGACGCCUGGGUAUGCUCCGAUUUAUUACCUUUAGAUGCGCAACCCAUCGUUUGGUGCGUCGGCCAAAGCAAACCUCGCUGCUCGUUCUGUGGAGAAGAAGACCCUGGCGAGGAACAUCUCCAGUCUCACGAGUUCUCCGCCUGUGCAGAACGUAGCAUCGCAGAUCGAACCUUUUACAGGAAAGAUCACUUGUGGCAACAUCUCGUAAAGUUCCAUGGGUGCGUGAAGUGGGAGCAUUGGGCAUUGGACUCAAGCGUGGACAAACUUCGGCAAAGCUGCGAUGCUGUGGAUAGUACUUGUGGGUUUUGUUUUCAGCAUUUAAACAGUUGGAAGGAGCGAGCCUCACACCUCGUAUCACAUUUCAAAGCUGGCGCAACGAUAGCAGAUUGGAUUGGCGGUCAUGGCAUCCAUGAACCGUGGGGCGCUCUGGUACAAUCCAUCUGACGAACACACAAAACCUGUAAGAAAAAGAUUCAAGGCUCGGCGACUUAUGGUGACUCUGUGCCGAGAAUCUAGUCAUGCAUAGUGUGCGAGAGAAAAUCAGUGGUCGUUUUGUUUUCCAUUGAUAUUUUGAUCCUAAUGCCGAGGCUAUUUGACAAAUC
This is a messenger RNA of Aaosphaeria arxii CBS 175.79, 2068 nucleotides long. RefSeq lists its product as uncharacterized. The transcript has a single exon. Gene Ontology annotation, biological process: regulation of DNA-templated transcription. NCBI's taxonomy places the organism in Eukaryota, Fungi, Ascomycota, Dothideomycetes, Pleosporales. Gene Ontology annotation, molecular function: DNA binding. The record is from RefSeq and is a predicted model, not a curated record. The coding region runs from base 174 to 1910 and encodes 578 amino acids.